AUGGUUCAUCCUCGACUUCUUAAGGCUCUUAAAUUUAAAGUCCCCGGAGAUGAUAAAAUUGAUAGGUUAAGUGCCCUUCCUGACGACAUUCUCCGCGAUAUUAUGUCCUAUCUCCCUACAGAAAUUGCAGCGGCGACAUCCGUCCUAUCAACCAGAUGGAAAGAUCUUUUCAUCUCACUUCCUGAUAUUGAUCUCACAGUCUGUAAAUGCUGGUAUGCUCUGACCGAGGAGGCCCGAGAAAGAGAGGUGUCUAACUUUCUAACUUUCGGAUUUAGGUUGAUUCUACUACGAAAUAAGGUUCCUUUAAGAAAAUUUCAACUUUUUGUGUCUCCCUUCGUUGAAAAUCUUCGGGUGGCAAUUGAUUCGUUGCUAUCAGCCGCGCUUCUGGCUAAAGUCCAAGAACUGGAUAUUUGUGUGGAAGGAGAUCAAGAGAACAGAUUAUAUCUUCCUAGAAUAUUCACAUCUAAGUCUCUAGUUACCUUGACAAUAGAAACGGGUGAGGAUUUGAUUGCUCCGAGUCGUGUUUGCUUGCCAAAUCUUAAGGUCCUGCGCUUUAAUUCACUCAAGUCAAUAGAUGAAGUUUCCUUUGUGCAGCUUAUUCAGGGUUGCCCUUCGCUUGAAGAAUUAUCUUUGAAAUGGAGAUGUUUGGAAAACGUGGAUAGAACUCUUAAUGUGUCUGCCCCAUUUCUGAAAAAACUGGUAUUAUCUUGUAUGCAAGGCAGGUAUUCUCUAGCGGUGGAGUCUAACAAUCUCGUAUAUUUGGACUGCAACGUUUAUGGGGAGCUUAAAUUUGCAAUAAAUGCUCCAUGCCUAGAGUAUUUCAAGUAUCAAGGUUAUCCUGUGGAAGUAAAAUUUGUUCAAGACCUGAGGACCAUUAUCGAUGCCACAAUAGCAUUUGAUGAAUUUGAGCUAAAAGAAACUGAAAACAUCCUCAUGUUGCAGGGUGAGAAUGCUUUCGAACUUAUCAAUGGUUUGCAAUGUGUGAAAUCACUGAAUAUUGAGUCGCAGAGUUUGAAGACUCUCUAUGAUGCUGGAAGAUUCUUGCCUGAUUUGGUAAAUUUGACCAGUUUGGCCCUUGAUCUUUACUGCGACAGUGAGAGUACCAUGUGGUGGAAUAUGAUACCAAGCUUACUAGAAAGUGCCCCUAAUCUUGAAGCUCUUAAUAUCGUUUCUUGCGUUUCUGACAAUCAAUUAACGUGUGAAGAAGAACUUGGGAUUUUGCUGCAGAAGGCCUUUCCCUCAUGCUACAUUCGACAGCUUAAGGAGAUAAAAAUAAAAAUCUCUGGGAAUGAUCAGGAAUUUGGUUUCAAGCUAGUGAAACGUUUUCUGAAGAACGGAAAGUCAUUAAAGAAGAUUACUCUCUAUGGAAGCUUAAAGCACUGGGAAUCUAGUCCCAAAGAUUACAACAAGAUAUUGUCAUUCACGAAAUCUUCAAAAGAUUGCAGGAUUGUCUUCGAUCAUUGGAUGAAUGGAAAUGAAUAA
Molecule: messenger RNA, 1482 nt
Organism: Coffea eugenioides
Lineage: Eukaryota; Viridiplantae; Streptophyta; Magnoliopsida; Gentianales; Rubiaceae
Product: F-box protein At4g22280-like
Exons: 3
Coding region: 1-1482 (493 amino acids)
Molecular function (GO): protein binding
Source: RefSeq, a predicted model, not a curated record